Drosophila sulfurigaster albostrigata is the source of this 2264-nucleotide messenger RNA. RefSeq lists its product as uncharacterized. Bases 831 to 2264 code for a protein of 477 amino acids. Lineage: Eukaryota; Metazoa; Arthropoda; Insecta; Diptera; Drosophilidae. The transcript has 5 exons. The record is from RefSeq and is a predicted model, not a curated record.
GUCAACAAACGAGUCUCGUCGCGUGCGGUUCACGCAUCGCAUCGCUUCGCAACGCAACGCAACGCAACGGAAAAGUAUCGCAGCGCCUCAACUUGGCCUUAACUGAGUUGUAAGCUAACAGGCAACAGCCAACAGCUAACAGCAAUUUUUUCGGUUAGCUAAUUGCAAUUGGUUCGAAAUUUGUGCAGUCCAUUAAACAAUUGUAAAUUACGUAAAGAAAAUAAUGCAAAAUUGAAAUGGGAAAAUGAGAAAUUAAUUAACGAUACUCAUUUGAAUACGAUUGUGGUGCGAUUCAUAAAGAGAAUUUAAUUUGUUGUGUGCUGUGCUGUGCUAUGCUGUGCGACGAUGAUUUUUCUUAAAUAAAUGAAGUGUGAAGCCAAAGUGUGGUGCGGUGGUGCAGUGCGGUGCGCUUAGCUUAGCGCUCUAAAUCGUUUAUAGAACGUGCGAAACGCUGUUAACAGUUACAAUUAAUUGGCAUUGUGCAUUAUCAUCAUCGUCAUCGUCAACGCCAUCAUGAAGUUACAGCUCCUCCAUCGCAUGCUAAUGAAGUUCUACAAGUUCUUAUAAACUGUCGCCCUUCAAAAUUUGCCGCAAAGAGAGAAAUUCACGAAGCCAGCACAACUAUUCAAUAGCUUACUAAAUCACGCAUACUCAAAAUCAGCAGCAACAGCAGCUACACCAAAGUUGGACAUCAAUCAAGUCGCUGCAGCGGACGCGAAUGUUGGCCGUCUAGCUGAUUGCAGAAGCAGCAGCAGCAGCAACAGCUGGAGUGUUUCGCCCCCAACCAACCAACCAGGCAUUACACACAUCCCAUACCCGAUUCCAGCCAAAUGUAUGCCGGUCGUGCCACGCAAUUCGCCAAGACUAUCAGCAGCAUGGCAUGCAGCAUACAGAAGCAGCCCUCGCAGCCAGCGCCAACAACAGCAGCCACUGCAGCAGCUGCAGCAUCAUCAAUGGCCAUGACGGCAUCCAGCGUUAGUGGCAUUGGUGGCUCCAGUGGAGCUGGCACUGUGCCCUCCACACCCAAGGCAUCGAAGGCAGCCCAACCACGUGGCUCGUUGCCCACAGAUGUGCAUCAGCCUCCGCUGGAAUUCCAAUGGCCACCGCCAUUGCCCGUGUCCAGUCACACCAGCAACUUGCGAUUGAACAUGAUGAACCAGGAUCCCAAGGAUCUGCAUACGGCGCGGGCCAUCAUCGAAGAGCUGCGCUCCAAGGUUCGCUUCCAAACGGAGCACAUCAUGAAGUGGCGCAAGGCUUACGCAAUGCAGGUACAACAACACUAUCGCUAUCAGAAGGAAAAGUCAGACCAGAUGAACUCACUAACCUCACAGUUGCUUUUACUGGAGUCGCGAUUGAAAAGGAAACAAAAGCAAAUCGCCAGUCUGCUGAGCCACCGAGAGGUCACCAUACAGCGUCAGCAGAAGAUCAUUGACACGCUCUCCACCCGCCUGGUGGAUCAUGGCCUCGAGAGCAUUGAGGCGAGCUAUGCCAACGAACUGGACUCGCUGAACGAUUCGGAUUCGGCAGUGGUGCUGGAGGACAUCGACUCGGACAGCAACAUGACGCUGGGCACGCGACGCAAGAGCAGCGGCGGAUUGGGAGGCGUACUGGGGAGCGAUGGCAUCACCAUAGUGCGUUCGAUAUCGGAUGCCAUUGAGACGAACCUGAAUAAAUACGGCGCCGCUCGGCGGAACAAUUGCUUCUUGCGACGCCCGGACAUACUGGAGACUGUCUACUCGGUGGAAGAGGAUCCAGAGCCCACCUCUGAUGUGGCCGAGAAGCGGGACAAGUUCAAAAAUCGCUCUGACAAGGCGCUCAGCUCCAGCUCCACUGAGGGACAAAUUGAUGCAGCAACUCCAGGUUCGGGUGCGUCCACAACACCGGAGAAAGCCAAAGAAGCGUCUAUUGGCGCCGCAAUGCCGGUGCCACGUCGCCAGCUGGGUGGAUUGAAGCGCUCGCCCAGCCACGAUUCACCCUGCACCACACUGAGCGUCAAGGUGCCGCAGUUGCAGCCGUCGCCAUCUGCAGGCGCUGAGCAACAGCAGCUCAAUGGAAAGUCGCAGGUUAUCACCUACAAUCGUGUAAUGUCCAACCAUCGAUCGGUGACCAAGCCCAAGGAUGUCAAGUACAAGCGCAUCAACAAGGCGAAGUCCAAGAGUCUCGAGGAGCUGCGUGGUCGCCUCAAGAACCUCGUGGAGCGACCCGGUCUCGAUGCUGGCUACACUGCGGGCAUGAUGCCCCAGACGGCGCAGUCGUAUGCGUGA